Phasianus colchicus (ring-necked pheasant) is the source of this 4491-nucleotide messenger RNA. It is a transcript of the gene CDH7, whose product is annotated as cadherin 7. Gene Ontology annotation, molecular function: beta-catenin binding; cadherin binding; calcium ion binding. Gene Ontology annotation, biological process: cell-cell adhesion mediated by cadherin; cell migration; calcium-dependent cell-cell adhesion. Lineage: Eukaryota; Metazoa; Chordata; Aves; Galliformes; Phasianidae. The record is from RefSeq and is a predicted model, not a curated record. Gene Ontology annotation, cellular component: adherens junction; plasma membrane; catenin complex.
UAUUAUGCCAUUUAUUUGGUGAAGGCUGCUCAGCAGUGGUGACCUCUCCCAAUCAACUACUCCACAAAUUAUUAUCUCUGGACUCCCAGCUGACACCCUGCCGGAGGCGAGAGCUGCAGAGACAACUGGAAUUGUGCCCAUUCUCAUCAAGGUUUUUUCUUACACGGGAGAAAAAAAAAAAGAUGAAGUUGGGCAAAGUGGAGUUCUGCCAUUUGUUGCAGAUAAUAGCUCUUUUCCUGUGUCUUUCUGGGAUGAAUCAAGCUGAACCCUCGAGGUCCAGGUCAAAGCCCUACUUUCAAUCUGGGAGGACGAGAACUAAACGCAGCUGGGUGUGGAAUCAGUUCUUUGUGCUGGAAGAAUACAUGGGCUCAGACCCACUCUAUGUAGGAAAGCUUCACUCUGAUGUUGAUAAAGGAGAUGGUUCCAUCAAAUACAUCUUGUCAGGCGAAGGGGCAAGUUCCAUUUUCAUUAUUGAUGAGAACACAGGGGAUAUUCACGCUACAAAGAGGCUGGAUCGAGAAGAGCAGGCCUACUACACACUCCGAGCACAAGCACUAGAUAGGCUGACUAAUAAACCCGUGGAACCAGAAUCUGAGUUCGUCAUUAAGAUUCAGGACAUCAAUGACAAUGAGCCAAAAUUUCUGGAUGGUCCUUACACUGCUGGAGUUCCUGAGAUGUCUCCUGUGGGUACCUCUGUGGUUCAAGUGACUGCCACUGAUGCUGAUGAUCCUACUUACGGCAAUAGUGCCCGAGUGGUUUACAGCAUAUUGCAAGGACAACCUUACUUUUCUGUGGAACCAAAGACAGGCAUUAUCAAAACUGCCCUUCCAAAUAUGGAUAGAGAAGCCAAGGACCAAUACCUACUAGUUAUUCAAGCAAAGGACAUGGUUGGGCAAAAUGGUGGAUUAUCAGGAACAACAUCAGUAACUGUCACUCUGACUGAUGUUAAUGACAACCCACCCCGCUUCCCACGACGAUCAUAUCAGUAUAAUGUCCCAGAGUCUUUACCUGUGGCAUCUGUAGUGGCCAGAAUAAAAGCUGCCGAUGCAGAUGUGGGACCCAAUGCUGCAAUGGAGUAUAAGAUUGUAGAUGGUGAUGGUUUGGGAGUAUUCAAAAUUUCUGUAGACAAAGACACCCAGGAGGGAAUCAUCACAAUUCAGAAGGAGUUGGAUUUUGAAGCUAAAACAAGCUAUACCCUGAGGAUAGAAGCAGCCAAUAUAAAUGUUGAUCCUCGCUUCCUAAGUCUGGGACCCUUCAGCGACAUGACAACAGUGAAGAUAAUCGUAGAAGAUGUUGAUGAGCCACCUGUGUUUACUUCACGUUUAUACUCCAUGGUGGUGUCUGAAGCAGCAAAAAUCGGCACUAUCAUUGGAACUGUUGCUGCCCAUGAUCCAGAUGCCUCAAAUAGUCCAGUCAGGUACUCAAUAGAUCGAAACACAGACCUCGAGAGGUAUUUCAAUAUUGAUGCCAACAGUGGAGUCAUUACAACUGCCAAGUCUUUGGACAGGGAAACUAAUGCCAUUCAUAACAUUACAGUCUUGGCCAUGGAGAGUCAGAAUCCAGUACAGAUUGGGAGAGGAUAUGUAGCCAUAACUAUCCUUGACAUCAAUGACAAUGCCCCUGAGUUUGCCAUGGAAUAUGAGACAACUGUCUGUGAAAAUGCUCAACCUGGCCAGAUCAUCCAGAAAAUCAGUGCAAUUGAUAAAGAUGAUCCACCAAAUGGUCAUCAGUUCUACUUCAGUUUAACAGCAGAAGCAGCAAAUAACCAUAAUUUUACGCUUCAGGACAACAAAGAUAACACUGCAACUGUAUUAACGAGAAGAAAUGGUUUCCGAAGACAGGAACAAUCUGUUUUCUACUUACCAAUAUUCAUUGUGGACAGUGGAUCACCUUCACUUAGUAGCACUAAUACUCUCACCAUAAGAGUCUGUGAUUGUGAUGCAGAUGGUAAUGCUCAGACAUGCAAUGCAGAGGCAUACAUCUUGCCUGCAGGACUUAGCACUGGAGCCCUGAUAGCAAUAUUAGCUUGUGUUUUAACACUGCUGGUUCUUGUCUUGCUGAUUGUCACCAUGAGGCGACGGAAAAAAGAGCCCCUCAUUUUUGAUGAAGAGAGAGAUAUCAGAGAAAAUAUUGUCAGAUAUGAUGAUGAGGGUGGUGGAGAAGAAGACACUGAAGCUUUUGACAUGGCUGCCUUAAGAAACCUCAACAUCAUCCGAGACACCAAGACCAGGAGGGAUGUGACACCUGAGAUUCAGUUCUUGAGCAGACCGACUUUUAAAAGCAUCCCAGAUAAUGUAAUUUUUAGGGAAUUUAUCUGGGAGAGACUAAAAGAAGCUGACGUGGACCCUUGUGCACCACCCUAUGAUUCCCUGCAGACAUAUGCAUUUGAGGGGAAUGGCUCGGUGGCAGAGUCACUCAGCUCAUUAGAUUCAAUAAGCUCAAACUCUGACCAGAACUAUGAUUACCUCAGUGACUGGGGCCCUCGCUUUAAAAGGCUUGCAGAUAUGUAUGGAAGUGGUCCAGACUGUUUAUACUCAUAGCCUUGGAAUCUUUCUCUGAAAAUGCACUGAGAAAUACUAAAACAAAAUAUCUCAACCUUACAGACAGAAGAAAGUUGUAAAUACUUCUCCAUUUUUAAUUUUUUAGGUUCUUUUUUUGCCUUGGUGGAGCAUACCCGCAUUAGACUUGUCCUAGAGACUGCACUGACCACAAAGUAUAUAAGCAUUUGAUAUCAUUUUUAAUAAAAUGAAAUGCUCAGACACAUUCAAAUUGAUAGCAACCCUUACAAACCUGCAGAGGCAACUCACUUUCAAGAGUCUAUGCACUGUGACCUCAAUGAGUCAAUUACACUCUGCAGAUGCCUUCACAGUAUUGCUAUGUCUAGAACACAAAGUUGAUGGUAGAUGUAUUAAAAGCAGGAAUUGUUUUUUUAAAUUACAUAUUCCAGUACAGUACAAUAUACAGGAUUUGCAAAUGAAAACUUUCUAGCAAAUUUUCAUUACAAUGUUGUAUACAGCUUCCUAAGCUAAAAGCAGAAGACAGACAUGAAAAGAAACAAAAAUGCUGAUCAUUUUUGUUUGUCCCUGUUUUUUUUUCGAAUCAAUUUAGUGGGAAAUCUCCAUAAAUUUUGGGGUAGAUUUAUGAAAAAUAAAAUUGCAAUUUAUUUUAAGAAAUUCCAAAUUUGUCAUCAACAUACUGGAGUAUUUUAUAAACCACAUAAAAUGAGAAAUAUGGAGGGAUGUCCUUAAGGUUGAAAAGUUUUGUGAUGCUUAUGUAGGUAUAUUUAAGGUGUUGCUAUCUAUUUGUUAUUUUUUAUUAUCUCUUCUGAUUUGUACAGGAGAAUUUAUCCUUUUUUAUUAUUAUUUGACAUAAAGCAUUAUAUUUAUUUUGGAGCUCUAAUCUCCACUAAAUCCAGGUCCAUUUGACUGCCUCACAGUAUUAGACUUGUCAGAACAUGCUGAUUUUUCUCCAGUCUCAGAUAAAUGUAGGAAAUGAAGCAUGGAAAUGGAGAAAUUACAGUAAAGAAAUUGAGCCCACCAUUCAUCUCUCAGAAAGGAGAGCAGCUACAAGGACAUGCAGUUGUUCUUCUGAGCCAUUACAAAGUCUGAAACAUUUAAAUAAAAUAUUUGUAUCUUGCAUUUUUGGAAAGAAGACUACAGAGGUUGCUGGGAGUGUUAUUAAAGCAAGAUUUAAUUUCAAGGUCAAACAUCCUAAAUGCUUCAAAGACUGCUUUUCUCCCUCCGUUUAUCUUUUGCUGCUGAUGAAUCACAGUAAAAGACUUUUAAAUUUCUUUCUUAUGUUAAGCAAUGUAAUACUAUUAACUCCAGAAGCCACCUUUAGAUCUUUCUGCACACAUGUAUUUUCCCCAAAAGUGUUGUCUCAGUACACAUAAUUUCUACAAUGUUUCAGGAGUGCCAAAACAGAAGAAUAACUGCUGUUGGUUAAAAUACUGUAUCAUUUUAAGUAGGAUUUCUUAGAAUAAGAUAACUUUUUUAUGAUUCUGACUAUUUAUACUUCAUCUUUCAUGAUUUAUUAUUAGAUAAUAAGGCAUAUAUACCAGUAAACUAGUGUUUUUAAGUAUUCUUUCAGAUUGUUUUGUUUUAGGUAAUCUGUAGAUGAAUUCCUAAGUUAGACUCUGCUCCUGCAAAAUCUUUCGCUUAUACCUAACUUGCAAUGAUUUGACUUGCCAGCAAUUACUGAGAGGUAUUCAGAACUGUUUGUAGAAUUUUAUUUGUGAACAGGAGGUACUCCUCAAAGAAUGAUGCUCACUCUAAAAGUAAUUCUUUCUGAGAGAAAGAUUAUUGUACUAAAAUUCUGAUAUAUGAGUGACACAAGGCUGGGAAAAGGGAAAUCAAGGUUUUGGAAUUUUUGUAUCCCAGCAGUAUCAGUUAACUAUGUGAAAAUGGCCUUCAGCUUCAUCAGAGAAAAGCAAAAUAAUUUUAAUAAUCUGCAACGUAGAUAUUUAAUUUUGAAUUACAUUUUGGUAGACAA